This is a messenger RNA of Zingiber officinale, 630 nucleotides long. Its product is annotated as dehydrin Xero 1-like. The record is from RefSeq and is a predicted model, not a curated record. The transcript has 2 exons. Lineage: Eukaryota; Viridiplantae; Streptophyta; Magnoliopsida; Zingiberales; Zingiberaceae. Bases 90 to 485 code for a protein of 131 amino acids. Gene Ontology annotation, biological process: response to water.
CACCAUCUCUACAGAGCAAAUCUCGCACGCACAGGCAUAACUCAUAAGAGGAAUUAAUUAAGAGAGGUGUUCGUCCAGGUCGAUCGCCGAUGGAGUACAAGAGGGACGAGCACGGCUACUUAGUCCCGCAGACCGACUCAUACGGCAACCCCAUCCGCACCGAUGAGUACGGAAACCCCCUCCCCGUCAACCAAGGCUACGGCAUCGGCGCCGGAAAGGAGAAGCACCACCGCGGCGCCGGACUCACCGGCAUACUCCACCGCACCGGUAGCUCCAGCUCCAGCUCCAGCUCAUCUGAGGAUGAUGGGAUGGGAGGACGGCGGAAGAAGAAGAAGGGGCUGAAGGAGAAGAUCAAAGAGAAGUUACCGGGUGCUCACAAGAGCGGAGAGGAGAAGGAGAAGCAGGAGGAGGGAGAGCACGAGCACGAGAAGAAGGGAUUCAUGGAGAAGAUUAAGGAGAAGUUGCCUGGCCACCACAAAGACUAGGAUCUUGAAGCCAAGAUAAUGAUCUACUAGAUAUGUUCAUGUUAUUGUCAAUAAACAAGACUGUUUCUGCGUUUGGUUUUGCAUGUAUUAGCUAUUAACUUUACUGUUUAUGAGCUCAAAUAAGGAAACGCUUAGUUUUAAUUAA